Diospyros lotus (date-plum) is the source of this 1295-nucleotide messenger RNA. RefSeq lists its product as uncharacterized. Gene Ontology annotation, cellular component: U12-type spliceosomal complex; nucleolus. The record is from RefSeq and is a predicted model, not a curated record. Gene Ontology annotation, biological process: positive regulation of mRNA splicing, via spliceosome. Gene Ontology annotation, molecular function: RNA binding. NCBI's taxonomy places the organism in Eukaryota, Viridiplantae, Streptophyta, Magnoliopsida, Ericales, Ebenaceae. The transcript has 9 exons. Bases 28 to 1155 code for a protein of 375 amino acids.
CCGUGGGGGAACACGAGAGAAGGAGAGAUGACCACUCGAAUAGCUCCGGGAGUGGGAGCGAACCUGCUCGGCCAGCACUCCGCCGAGAGGAACCAAGACGCCACCGCCUAUGUCGGCAACCUAGAUCCUCAGGUAAGCGAAGAGUUAUUGUGGGAGUUAUUUGUUCAGGCAGGUCCUGUUGUAAAUGUAUAUGUUCCAAAAGAUAGAGUCACUAAUCUCCAUCAAGGGUAUGGCUUUGUGGAAUUCAGAAGUGAGGAAGACGCUGAUUAUGCAAUAAAAGUACUUAAUAUGAUUAAACUUUAUGGGAAGCCAAUAAGAGUGAAUAAGGCUUCACAAGACAAGAAGAGCUUGGAUGUAGGUGCUAACCUCUUUAUUGGGAAUCUUGAUCCUGAUGUGGAUGAGAAACUUUUAUAUGAUACUUUCAGUGCAUUUGGAGUCAUAGUUACAAAUCCCAAGAUAAUGAGAGAUCCCGAGACAGGGAAUUCGCGUGGUUUUGGUUUUAUUAGCUAUGAUUCUUUUGAGGCAUCUGAUGCAGCAAUAGAGGCAAUGAAUGGCCAAUACCUUUGCAACAGACAGAUAACUGUAUCCUAUGCGUACAAGAAAGACACUAAGGGGGAGCGACAUGGUACUCCAGCAGAGAGAGUUUUGGCUGCCAGCAAUCCAGGCGCCCAAAAGAGUAGACCACAUACCUUGUUUGCAAGCGGACCCCCAACGCUUUCCAACGUGCCUCAGGCCAAUGGAACCAUGGCUGCCCCAAUGCCACCUCGCCCGUUCGCAAAUGGCUCUGUUCCUCCGGCACCAAUUCCACCACCCGCUCAGGCUGGCGUCUUCCCUCCCAUGCCAAUGUCUGGGCCGCCGUCUUGGCAGGGGCAGCCGCUGCAUCCAGGUCACGGAGUACCUGGCAUGCCACCGCCGCCUCUUCAGCAUUUCAGGCCGCCUCCCCCAAGCAUGCCGCCACCACCUCCUCAGAUGGCUCCGGGGCUGGCAAGGCCGCCUCCACCGCCAACUGGGAUGGCAGUGCCUCCACCUAUUUGGCGGCCGCCACCGCCACCUCAGCAGCUGUCUGCAAGGCCCCCGUCAAUGCCACAUCACAUGUCAAUGCCGCCGCCACCUCCGCCCAAUAUUCCGCCGCCACCACCUCCUGCAGUAGGCUGAAAGUUCGAUCCAAAGACUGUAGGCUUAAAAUUGUUUUGUGAAACCCAUUUCUGAUUGUCAUCGUCUAACUUGCGAGUGUUGUUUUUGACACUUCAGUCAGAAUCCUAUAGAUGGUAAAUGCAUCUAGUCUUGCCUUUGAA